This is a messenger RNA of Conger conger (European conger), 5192 nucleotides long. It is a transcript of the gene tent4a, whose product is annotated as terminal nucleotidyltransferase 4A. The transcript has 13 exons. Gene Ontology annotation, cellular component: TRAMP complex; nucleolus. Bases 169 to 2571 code for a protein of 800 amino acids. Gene Ontology annotation, molecular function: mRNA binding; poly(A) RNA polymerase activity. Gene Ontology annotation, biological process: RNA 3'-end processing. NCBI's taxonomy places the organism in Eukaryota, Metazoa, Chordata, Actinopteri, Anguilliformes, Congridae. The record is from RefSeq and is a predicted model, not a curated record.
UUGCUUGUAUGAGGACUAGCCAGUGGUCCCCGUUCGAUUUGGGCUUUUAGCACUUACUUUCUCUCUAUUUUUAAACGGGAUUAUUUGCGAACUAUCAAGGUCCAUUAACGAGUGUAUUUUAACAGGCAACAGGAUUCGCGUAAAGGGGUUGUUUAAAAUUUUUGUUGAAUGGAUCCGAGGGUAGCUUGGAUUCAGCCCGAGCAGAAAGGACCUGCGAAUGCCUUAUGGAUGCAUAUUUGGGAGACCUCUCAGGCAGUCAGGACAAACUCCAGUCAUCAUCAGCCUCUUCAUCAUCAUCACCAUCACCACCACUACCAUCACCCCCACCAGCACCUCUGUGUCAACUCUCCGGCUGUGGACUCGAGCGUUUUCAAAAAUGUAGCAGCCGCGGCUGCUAGCAAAAGCAGCAGCCAUGCAGGCAGCUCUAGAAACAGCACUGCAAAUUCUUCUUUCAGUGUAACGUUACCAAACGGCAGCACACAGAACCCAGUCGCUUCUCCGUUUGCCCACGGAGUUACGUUAAAGGUAGGUGUUGGUGAGGGGAAAAGUCUACAAAAGACGAGUUCGGUGUCGUCCUCGUCCUCUGUGGAAUCCGUUACUGAAAGCCCGGCUCCUAACUGCUCCUCUGUAAGGACUAAUGGUAGUGGUAGUAAUGCCACUGGAAACAUGAACAAAAAUGCCGGAGGUGCCAGUAUAUUUAGUUUCACUGACAGCAUGUUUAAUAUAAACCAUCACCACAAUCUGCAUCAAGAGCAACACCAAUACAAUUUUCAGCAAAAUUACAACAAGCGUCACAGUUUUCACCCCACUGCAAUUGUGAACCAUCAUAAUCACCACCCAGGCCGUAGGAAAAGUGACAACAAGGCGAGCACCUAUGGGAUCAACUAUCUGCUCUCCAACUGUAGUAAUGGGAACUAUGUCUGCUCUGGAACUCCUUGGAAAACGAGGAAGUACAAUCCAGGGAUUAAUGGCCUCCAUGAGGAGAUUGUGGAUUUCUACGAUUUCAUGUCCCCCCGGCCCGAGGAGGCCGCCAUGCGGAAGGAGGUGGUGAACAGGAUAGAGACCGUCAUCAAAGAGCUGUGGCCCUCAGCAAACGUGCAGAUAUUUGGCAGCUUCAGUACAGGGCUCUAUCUCCCCACAAGUGACAUUGACCUGGUGGUCUUUGGAAAGUGGGAGCGUCCCCCGCUACAGCAGUUGGAACAAGCCCUGCGGAAACACAAUGUGGCUGAGCCUUACUCCAUUAAAGUACUUGACAAAGCUACGGUACCAAUAAUAAAACUGACUGACCAAGAAACUGAAGUCAAGGUGGACAUCAGUUUCAACGUGGAGACUGGGGUGAAAGCUGCUCGCUUUAUCAAGGAUUAUGUGAAGAGGUAUACCGUCCUGCCUUACUUAAUUUUCGUGCUGAAGCAGUUCCUCCUUCAGAGGGAUCUGAACGAGGUCUUCACUGGUGGAAUCAGUUCCUACAGUCUCAUUCUGAUGGUCAUUAGCUUCCUACAGCUGCACCCAAGGAUCGACGCCAGAAACCCCAAUGUAAAUCUUGGAAUCCUGCUCAUUGAGUUUUUUGAGCUGUACGGGAGGCACUUUAAUUACUUGAAAACGGGAAUCCGGAUCAAGAAUGGAGGCGCUUACAUUGCCAAAGAAGAAAUGAUGAAAGCCAUGACCAAUGGUUACAGGCCAUCCAUGCUGUGCAUUGAGGAUCCUCUCCUGCCAGGAAACGAUGUUGGUCGCAGCUCCUACGGUGCCAUGCAGGUGAAGCAGGUCUUUGACUACGCCUACAUCGUGCUUGGCCAUGCGGUCGUUCCCCUGGCCCGCUCGUACCCCAACAAAGACACCGACAGCACUUUGGGCCGCAUUAUAAAAGUAACCCAGGAAGUCAUCGACUAUAGGGAAUGGAUCAUAAAGAAGUGGGGCGGCAGGCAGAGUGCCCAGAUGGAGAGCUGUGGUCCGGUCCUGAAGGACGGGGGCGAGCAGACGGACCCCAGCGGACUGUCCGGCCUGGCUGCGGACGAGCGGCAGCGGGACUCGGUGUCCCCCCACAGCGCCGACUCCCCCAUGUCCCUCUCCAGCCCCCAGCAGCACUCCUCCGCCUCCUCCGUCUCCUCCCUCUCAGGAAGUGACAUCGACUCGGAUUCUACUCCCUGUGCAGCUCCAAACAUUCCCCCGUACCCAAUCCAAGCACACGCACUGGCUGCCCUGGCACCCGCACUACAGAUCCCCCCUGGGAAACCUCUGAUCAUGUCUUCUGGCUCCCAGGCCCGGCUGUCUCUGCCAGGAAACAUGGGCGUCCAUUCCCUGCCUGGCAGGCAGGUGUGUAUGGAAGGGGCUCCCCCGUUCCUCCACAUGCCCCCUCCAGCUGCGCCUCCUGCCUCUCCCGGCCCUCUGCCAAACUCCCAUCUGCACCACAAGAUUCACAACGGGCCCAAGUACUCCGUGAAGGCACUCCACAGCCCCGCCGUUCUGCACAGCCCGGUGCAGGGGAGCCGGGCCCACCUGCAGUACAACCGCAACACGUGGCGGCGUAGGAAGCACAGCCGCGAGAGCCUGCCCGUCACCCUCAGCAGCAGAUAAGCCGGAGGUGUCCGUCACCCCUACCCCCUACCCCACCCGCCCCCCCCCUUUUUUAACCAACCAACCAACGCUUGACCGAGGAACAAGACCAGCAUCUUAACGCUGCUGUGGCCGGCGCCGCCACUCCGCAGCCGAUACGUUUGCAUGUUUCCUGUACCUUUACAGGUCGUUAUCGUACUGUGCUUAUCGAUCUGUGACAACUCGUCCUGAUGUAAAUGUUUUUUUUGUGUUACAUUGUUUUUAUUUUUAAAAUUUACUUUCCCCUCUGCUUAAGUUUUUCGCCUCACGCUGAUACUCCGUCGAAGUGGGAGUGUUGCCGUACGGUGACUUUCCGGAGAGUUCUGAGCCAUGACCUCUGGGAAAUCUUUUUUGGCCGGGUUAAGUUUGAGGCUACAGCUUUUACUUUUUUCUUUUUUUUUUUUCUCCUUUCUUAUGACGACACUGUCUCCGUUUUGCAGCAAAGCUGCCUCCAUUUUCAUACCCCUCCUCUUACUUAACUUUUUUAAGUGUACAAAAGGAACAAACUGUUACUCAUUUGUGCAAUAAUUUUUUUUUUUUUUUUUUUUUCUUCCAAAAAUAAGGUUAUUUAAUUUGUUGUGUCAAGCUUUUUGUUAUUUUUUGGUUUUGUUUUUUUAAGUUAUUUUUUUAGUGUUUUUAUUUUGGUUAAAGUUUACAAAUCCUUUCCCAGAUUGCAUUGUUUGCAAGUCUGUUUUUAAGUGGACUGUACUUGUGUACUUGAGUGUGGAGGAAAGCCUGUUGCAUUACACCGAAUCCCAGAAGAGCCGCCAAACGUUCCCCCGCUUUCCCCAGCAGAUGGAGCUCUUGCGCAAGGAGCAGCAGUUUGGAUGCUCUGUGUGAUGUCUGUCCUCCUGCUUUUACCGAUACACCUAACAGAGGCCGGAUUUUUGUUUUUAAAUCACUUUUUGUUGUGUGAGAGUGUGUGAGAGACAGAGAGAAUGUAUACCUGCGUGCUUGUUGUUGAGAGAAUGUAUCCGUCGGCUACCAGGGCCUACGCUGCGUGUCUGAUUAAUAUCCAAUCAGUGUUUUGGCCAAGGAGAAACUUUGGAUUUUUAUUGGCUGUGCUCCAUUUUAGCCUCCUGAAAUAGUCCUAUACAGCUUGUAUCGAUACCCCCCCCAUUAUUCUCAGAUCAUUUCAGGCGGCACAGAGUUUCCUUUGGGCAUGAAAACAUCGCAUUUUUCCCCUUGGAAUUUGGUUUGUUUUUUGUAUUUAAUUUAAUUUUCUUGUUCUCAUUUUAAAUGGAAAGGGAGGGGUGGGGGGAUGGAGGAAGGAGGAGGUGGAAUGAUGCCACAGCGGAUUAGGAAUGGACUUUGUGAAUUUCUGUAACCUGUGUAUAUGCAAGGUGCCCACGCCUCUGCGGGUGCCCAGUUUAAGCGGACUUAGGAGAAAGGGAAUUAUUUUGAUUCCAUUCAGGAAUCUGUAACGGUAUGCAUUCGUUCUGUUAAGAGCAACACCGUCGAAUCAGAAAUUAUUACCAAGUACUUCCGUUACUGUAUGCGUUGCCUAAGGUGUUAUUUUUUUUGUUUCAGUAUUGCAUCGUGGGGCAGCUGGUAUUUGGCAAACAAACUGUAGCUGACCACUGUCACUCAAAAUGUUACAGAUGCAUACAGGUAUUACUAUGCAAGUGUGUUUUCCUUAUAUUUCCUUCUGGUGACAGCCACUGCUUGAUGCCAUUUUGAAGCAAGGAUAAUGUACCCUUACGUAAACCAAAUCGUAGGAGCAUUUUUGUCCCAAAAGAUGACUCGCUGCGAUGUAAGAGCAAUUAUAUACAAGUUGAAAGCAUUUAUUUUUUUUCCUUCUCUUUUUUUAUUUUUAUUUUUAAGCCCUAGUUUUUGUUGCUACUCCAGCGGAAAUCGCCAAGGAGUGUACAAUCUGACAGCAAUUUGAGUAUGUGUUCUCCGCACAGAUGGCUGAACAUAUUUAAGGUAAUGCUCAUUAGGGCUGAUCCACUACUGCUAUUUAUUACGUCUUAUCGCAAAACCACACUUUCAGCCGCCGCCAAAAAUGGAAGCAGGUUCAUCUGGCGUUCGGAGUCUGUCGAUGAUAUUUGUUAACAUUCCGUUUUGGAAACGUGCUCUAAGAAGUCAUUGGUCAUGUUGUGAGUCUUUCUCGAAAAACAAAAAAUUACAAAUGGUAACACCUUGUAGCCGUUUCAGAUUGAUGUAACCAGCAGUCAUAUUAUUAGCAGGAAAACUGCAAGUGUUCCACAUUUGUAAUUUUUUUUUUUUUUAUAUUAUUACUGGCUUGGUCAAAGUUUUUAUAGGAUUUCAGCGCAUUUGGGAAAUCACUGUAUGGAUUUACUAAGGUGAAUAUAAACCGGUAGGUGCGAUGAUGCUUUCUGUGCCUCCCUGCAGGCUUUUAAAUUGGCUUUUGCUGCUGUCUUUAAAACAUGCUUGACAAAAGCAUGCCAAGCUAGACAUCAUGGUACAUCAUUUCAACAACCAAAAACAAAAAGGUCACCUGGCUACAAUGAUGUUAUCUUAAUUGGUAUUAUCAGAAGGAAGUACUGUGUUAUUUUUAUUUUAUUUCUUUUUGAUCAACAUUUUUUAUGUAAAGUUUUUUGUAUUCUUUAUUUUUUAAUAAACGUCUUAAAACAACCAAA